This is a messenger RNA of Orbicella faveolata, 2243 nucleotides long. RefSeq lists its product as uncharacterized. Lineage: Eukaryota; Metazoa; Cnidaria; Anthozoa; Scleractinia; Merulinidae. Gene Ontology annotation, molecular function: oligosaccharide binding. The record is from RefSeq and is a predicted model, not a curated record.
CAAAAAAUCCGUUUAAACUUAUAAGGUUGUGUUAUUAGAAUGAUAAUAUGAUAAAAUGUUAAAGGAUAUGUAAAAAGAGGCGUUAUAAAGAUCAUGCUCUAAUAGAUAAUAAUAAUAGAUGAAGAUAAUAAUGAUGAUAAUGAUAAUGAUAAUGAUGAUGAUGCCUAUUAUAAAUAAAUAUCAAACUAAGCAGCGUCAAUACAAAGUGUUUACAGCUGUUUCUUUUGGCUUGUCGAGAGUUUAGUUUUUCUUGCUUGUUACAUUGAAAUAAAUAUUUUUGGAUAUUGAUUUCGGAAGUAAAAUAGAUGUGUUGUAUUUUGCCUGUAAGAGUGUAGUGAGGGGGUGACGCUGGGGAGAAAAGUCCCUAUCAUUUCAAAACAAUUCCAGCGAGUAUCUCGCACCGCACCGAACCGAACCGAACCGCAACGGAACGCAACGAAAUGCAACCUAUUUAAGGGGGUUCCCCUGGCCGCGCUUUGAGAGUAACCGGGUGUGAAAAUUCACUCGAAAAACCACCAAGGUUAACGAUAAAAAACGAAAAACAAAGAUCAUCUCUAAAUUUGUUCGUUUCCCCUAGCCUUUGUGGUCCUAUACGUGACGUCACAGCAGCCAUAUUGGUGUUUCAAAACAAUUAAACGGCGGCCAUGUUUGGUUUGUUUUUAUAAAUUAAUUUUGCAUGGUUGCUGGGCUUGUGAGUGAAAGCGCUUUAUAGAUACUGAUUGAGGGCAAAUAAAGGACAUUAAAAAUAAAACGACACCGGCUAGAAGUGAUCAAUCAUGGUCCUGCCCCACCAUCAUUACCGUCGAUAGAAAUUAAUUAAAACUGUAGGCAUGCCAAAAUUUAUAGCAAUGUUUACAGUUCUUGGUGAGGUUAUGUAGCAAUGGGAUGCAAAGAAGUUUUGCUCUUAUUCCUGAUUCAAACUAUCGCCAUUUUCUUGGCCGAAGAAGACGUUGACUCCACAUUUUCUCGCUCAUCAUACUUCACAACGCGGGAAAAUAAGCAGCUUAAAGGAUACGUUGUCAAACGGUUUGAUUCUCCCAGUUUGUUAUCGUGCGGCCAACAAUGUAUGAGAAACGCUUGGUGUACUUCUACAAACUACAAGAUGGCAUCCAAGAAGGACGGCAAAGGAACUUGUGAACUGAACAAGCACGACAUCUCACUCACCAACGAAAACAACACCUUUCUUCAUGAUGAGAUAGGAGUUACGUUGGCGUUGCUGUUGAAGGGAUGUUUGACCACCGGAUGUCUCAAUGGUGGUUCUUGCUUACCCGACAACGAAAAACAAACCUUUACAUGUUCCUGUCACCGACCAUGGACCGGAGCUAAGUGCGAAGAUCUAGCAGACUUGAAUAGUUCAACGUGCAAGGAAAUUUAUGACAAGAACUUGUCUAAACAAAACAGCGCCUACUUACUCAAAAUAGGUUCUGUGAAGACUGCUGUGUUUUGUCACAUGACCAGUCUUGGCGCAUGUGGUGGAGGUGGAUGGACGCUGGUCAUAAAGAUGAAUGGCGCACAGAAAACUUUUCACUACGAUUCUAAACUCUGGAGCAACAAGGAAUCAUUCAACCUUGAAGCAGGGGAGACUGGGUUUGACUUACAAGAGACCAAGUUACCGACCUAUUGGAACACUCCCUUCUCCAGGAUAUGUCUUGGAAUGAAGUUCGACCAUGAGAAUAGGUUCAUUGCUCUCACCAAGGCUGCCAGCUCUCUGUACUCAUUGAUUGCUGACGGGAAAUAUCGUAGCACCUCACUGGGUCGUGAUACGUGGAAGUCGCUGAUUGGUUCACAGGCUUCCUUACAGACCAAUUGUAACAAGGAAGGAUUCAAUGUUGUAAGCGACUCCGGCGAUGAAUAUUGGCCUAAAGCAAGGAUUGGCAUUGUUGGUAACGAAGGAAAUGACUGUUACACUUGUGAUUCAAGAAUCGGAUUCGGUACAGGAGGUUACCCUGACAACGCCACUAGUUGUGGAAACAGCGCUAACGGCUUAUACACGGCAGUAACUGCAAACAUCAAUGCAACGGGAUACAUUUUGGUGCAAUGAGACCAACAACUAGAAUCGGGAACAGAACCUAACGAUUACAACUACGGGAAUGACAGUGAUAAAACUGAUGCUAGUUAACGAUAACAAAGCUGAUAAUGACACUGGAUUAUCUCGAUAGCGCUAAUCUUAACGUCUCACUUUAAUUUAGUUUCCACUGAACAGUACACUUCCUUCAAUGAUGAGAGUUCUAACCCCUUUUCGA